Messenger RNA from Mobula hypostoma (lesser devil ray), 779 nucleotides. It is a transcript of the gene alox5ap, whose product is annotated as arachidonate 5-lipoxygenase-activating protein. Gene Ontology annotation, biological process: leukotriene biosynthetic process. The transcript has 5 exons. Gene Ontology annotation, molecular function: glutathione transferase activity; glutathione peroxidase activity; enzyme activator activity. The record is from RefSeq and is a predicted model, not a curated record. Gene Ontology annotation, cellular component: membrane; nuclear envelope; endoplasmic reticulum. Bases 161 to 628 code for a protein of 155 amino acids. Lineage: Eukaryota; Metazoa; Chordata; Chondrichthyes; Myliobatiformes; Myliobatidae.
UUCCUCAAACUACAACCGAUCCGCAUUUUCUCUUUUCUGCUGCAGGCAGUACUACAGUGAUAUUGAAAGCUGAGAUACAAUUAGCAAACAACCUCGACUACUUCUCUGUAAAUUUUAAUACUCCCUUGUACAGAGACACAGAUACCAUUCUGUCGUUAGAAUGGAUAUUGAACUUCUGGACAAUGUGAUCUUUCUGGGCGCUGUCACCGUACUCAGCGCUCUUCAGAACGUCUUCUUCGCGUACACGGUGCAGAACGAAUCCGUUCAUCCGCGCACUUCAAACACAGCUUUCGAUCGGGUUAACGUGGCAAACCAUAACUGCAUUGAAGUGUAUCCCACAUUUCUUGCUCUACUAUGGACUGCUGGACUUUUUUGUAGUCAAGCACCUGCUGCCUUUGCUGGAUUGCUGUAUUUGGUGGUGCGGUACAAAUACUUUGUUGGCUAUUUAGGGGAAAACUGUCAAAGCCUCCCUGGUUUCUUUUUUGGAAAACGUUUAAUGGCAUUCCUCUUCAUCAUGUCAACUGCUGGAAUUGUCAACUACGCAACAAACUACUUCUUUGGGAUCAACGUUCUGUUUUACAUGCAAACAGUCACAAAGGCCUCUGCUGCAUUGCUUCUCAUUCCUUAAUCAAAUAAGGGCUAUUGUCAGCAUGAUCAUUUAAUGAAACAAAACAUUUACAGUUCUGUCAAAUUAUAAUCAACUGUAACUGUAUCUUUGUGGUUAUCUGCAGCAUUUUAUCUUGAUUUUAUUUCUGUUAUGUUGUGCAAAUAAAAUUGAC